UGACGCUGGAAAUAGCGCCACUUGUCGUCAACAUGCACACGCCCGUGGUGUUUUACAUGCGCCCGCUUCUAUGGGACGACCUCCGUCGACGCGUGAACCAGGCCGAGAUUCACGAACUGCAUCAAGUGCUAGGGCAUCACUUGAUCGACGACAACGAGGCACUACACGCCGAGCUCAAGGCUUUUGUGGACAUUCUGGACGACUACCAGAAGGAGAACGAUCGCAUCAGGGACGCCGUCUUAAGCCGCCCGGCGCUACCAGAACCCCCGAGUCGGAUGCUCCUCUUGGACCAGCUCAAACUAUUGGCGUCCAAUUUACACGAGCGGCAGCUAGCGACCCCCCAAGAUCGAGCGCUAUUGGGCUACGUCCUGUCGGCGACACCCGACUCGGAUGUCCAAAACAACGGCGGCAACCUCACCCCUCGAUUGAAGGACUGUGCGAGUUUUAGUUCUUUUAACGGGAAUGGGGUGAUUCUGAGACCCGGUACGGCGGAUGGCAGUCGUCGUCGGUCGGGCACAUCAUCUCGACCGCCGUCGUCCCGAGGGCUGUCGUCGCGGGGCUCCGUGUCGUCCACGGCGUCGGCGCCGGCCAUGCUCGAGGACUUGGGAUGCGUGAGCAUUCGCCAAAUCGAUUCAAUGAAAGCGAGGUUGCGGGAGGCGUUGCUGGACGAGAAGCAGCAACUUCUAGACGACAUCGAGUUCAUUCAGGUGUGUAGAAGGGCCAUGGCAAGAAGCUGAUUGGGGGCGCAUUGUAGGGAUGUGUGGACAUGGAGCAGGAUUUGAUUGAAGAAGACACGAAGAAGGUGAACGUGCUCGUGCCACCUCUGAAAGACUUGCAGGAAUUUCGGCGAACGUUGGAGCAAGUGUGCCUUGACAAGGUUGCUGUGAGAGUAUAUCAAUCGAUGCUGAAUACUGACCACGAAGCGCCCAUGCAGGAUAAGUAUGACCACGUGCAGGAGCGAAUAACAAAAGCAGAAGAAAUGGUAGCGGCCCAGCAGCGUCGAAAAAGCAUUAGCAUCGAUCCACUGGAUGUUCGGAGCGCGUACUCCCCAACGCCACCUAGACGAAGCAGCACCAAGGCGCACAAGGUCCGCGAGCUAGUGCAGUCUGCACGAGAUGAACAUUUCUUCACAUGACGUUUUGACGGUUUCGCAAUGACCAGCACUCUUGAUCCCUGCCCUUGGAUUGGUUGAAUACCUAGAAUAUAUCCAAUCAUACACCAAGCAUUUGUAAAAAGCAACCAAUUUAAGCCAAUUGUAUUUGCAUACAC
Messenger RNA from Aphanomyces astaci, 1269 nucleotides. RefSeq lists its product as hypothetical. Lineage: Eukaryota; Oomycota; Saprolegniomycetes; Saprolegniales; Verrucalvaceae. The record is from RefSeq and is a predicted model, not a curated record. The coding region runs from base 33 to 737 and encodes 234 amino acids. The transcript is spliced from 5 exons.